This is a messenger RNA of Heterotrigona itama, 5277 nucleotides long. Lineage: Eukaryota; Metazoa; Arthropoda; Insecta; Hymenoptera; Apidae. The record is from the annotation of a GenBank genome assembly.
GAACGCUAGUGUGACAGUAGUAGAUCCAGUAAGGACAGUAGUAGAUCUUAGUUCCACCGGAUCACCACUACGUAGUGCUAGCAUUUCAAUGUCCAUGAAUUAACUAAAUUUUUAAUUGAAAAAAAAGAAACAAAUCUAUUUAAAGGAAUUAAUUUAUGAACUUUUAUUACUGGACUUCAAUUAGACUCGACUUUUCUACUUCAUUCUGUUUGAUUUUCUAAAUGCACGUAAAAACUUACACGUUCAUAAUGUACGUAUGAGUUACAUUCAGUAAUGAUGUUUUGUUGGGAAUGGUUUGAUUGUGCCGGGAAGCAAACGAAAAUACAUAUGUGUAUCUGUUACUUGUUCAUUUAAAACUUUAAAAAUAACUGUACAUGAUGAUUGAUGAACUUUUGCCGCGUAAUUUUUUAAAGAAUGUAUUACAUUUCGAAAUCAGAGAAAUAAUUAUAUUCCUUGAGAUUAUAGUAGGUCUGUGAUAUAUUAAUUUUUUUUAUAUGGGAAAUUAUCACGUCGUAAUCGGUUGCUACAUAGUUUCAAAAUCCGUAGGAUUACGAUGAAGUGCGUGCAGCAUAGUAUUCUGUACUUCAUUUGUAAUAAAUAUAAACAACAUGUUCCACGUAAUUUAUGUUGCGAACCUCGUUUAUUAUAUUGUGAAUCGAAUAUAUAUCAUGUUUUUGAACGGAAUGUUUGUAGUUGACUUUUAACUCACUGUGAGAAAUUUUAAUCGUUUAUAAAAAAAAUGAUAGGUAACUAAUGUAUUGAAAUGCAAUCACAAAAGCAUCUUCAACUAACUUUGGCAAUAAUCAAACCACAUGUUGUUAAAUCUCCUUUUGUGCUCCAGAAAAUUCGAGACUUAAUAAUUGACAACAAUUUAAAAAUUGUCAGAUCGCACAGGACGGUAAUCACUCAUAAGGAGGCAGAAUUGUUUUAUGAAGAACACAAAGAAAAGUUUUUCUACAAUCGUCUUUUGACAUUUAUGUGUAGUGGCCCAUCAGAUAUUCAUAUCUUGGCAGAUCACAAUGCUAUUGCUAAGUGGAGGCAAUUAAUGGGCCCUACAAAAGUGUACCAGGCACAGUAUAUUGCUCCUGAUACGAUUCGGGGAAUGUACGGUUUAUCGGAUACAAGAAAUGCAACUCAUGGUUCUGAUUCAAUUGCAUCAGCGGAGAGAGAAAUAAACAUAUUCUUUGGUAAUUUCAAUAUUAAAAAAUGGUAUGAACAUGAUGAAAAAUAUUACAAUUUAGGUCAAAUUCAUUUUGAUCCAGUUGCCUUUUUACAUACUAUUGAUACAAGUUUCGUAAACACUAAUAAAGAACAAAUUACAAAGUAAAUAUUGUAAAUAAAGUACUCAGCUUUUAUUAAAUAUUUAAUAAUAUAGAGUUUUACAAAAAUUGUAUAUAUUAUAUACAAUUAAACAUAAAUAUAUAUACACAUAUAGACGUAUCUAUAUCUAUAUGAUGCAAUUCAAGCUGCCAAGUAGUCAGAAAUACAUUCAGCAUAAGUUGAAAAAGAUAAUAACAUUAUGUGACAAUAAGUACACAAUAUCCAAAGAGUAGUGUAAUUAAAACAAAGUAAUAUAAAAAAAAGUGAUAUGUACAAUAAAAAAAUCAAAAUAUUGCAAUUGAAAGCAAUAUUCUACACUAAUAAUUUAAGAUGUAAUUUAUCUUUAAUUAUCAAUAAUUAUCAAUAAUUUAGAAAUUACAUUAGAAAUUCAAAAAGUAAAAGAAAUUGUUGAAAUAUUUCUCCUCAAUGCAUUGCUUGUACUGUAAUUAGUCAAUGACAUUAAAACCUCGUAUAUUUGAAGCAAUUAUUUUACUCCCUUUUUCUUGAAAUGGAAUAUAUAAAAAAAUGAUGUAUAUUUUAAUUAUGUAAAUAAUAACAUUAAAAUUCUAAUGUUCUCAAAUAUUCUUUUACUUUUUGAUUUUUAAAAUAUAAAUCUAUUUGAUUUGAUAAAUUUUAUAAAUUGGCAAAGCUCCAUUAAAAAAUGAAGGAAAUCAUUUAGGAGCUUUUUUUGUUGUUCCAUUCCUGUUUCUUAUAUAUUAAAUUAUAUAAUUUUAUAUAACAAAAGAAUAAUUCAGGCAUUCAUUUUUACAUAAACUUUUGGUCUUGAGAAAACUUUUAUCCCUUCUUCUAAUUUAUUCAAUUGCUUUUCUAUUUCUAUUUUUCGUCUCUGCGCCCUAAGAGUAUCCACUUUUAUGGGCAUCAUAUUUAAUUCAUUUACGUAAUCUUGGUAAUCUGUAAUAGUGAUAUUAAUUUAAAUGCAAUUCUGAAUUAAAGAACUUACUUAUUUUUUAAAUCACAUAAAUUUCAAAUCACUUUUUUUUAACAUUUGCAAUGUUUCCUUGCGCUCAUUAUCAGGCAAUGGAACAUGACCAUUUGGACAAUGAGGAUCUAAUUCUUCUUGUUUAGCUUUCUGCAUCUUUUCUUGAAUUUCCUUUCUAUUUUUAAUAUAUCUAAAAAUACAAUUGAAAGUGGUAUUUACAAAUUAUGAAUUAUUAAUAAUCACUACUUUCGAAGACUAAAAUAUAAAAUGUAAAAAAAAAUCUAAUUAAUGAAUAACAUAACAUAUAUAUGAAUAUAUAACAUACUUCGGAACUACACCCAUGCGAUAGUUUGUAGGAAUAUUGUUGUUGUUGUUGUUGUUCGUAUUGUUACUAGCGUUGUUAUUUACUUGAGUUAUCGUUUUAUUAGUUGCAAAGCUAUGUUCUUUGUUUAAUUUAAUAAAAUUUACUUCUUUAGACGAUAAAGAUUUGUAAUUUUUUGUAUCACAUUUAUUCUUUUUAUUUUGUGCAUUUUUUUCGAGAACUUGAAUAUCUCCUUGAUCCAAUGGUGAAUUUGUUAUACUCCUCGAAGAUACAUUGAUUUCUUCAUUUAUAUCAUUUUUUAUUACUUCAUUAUAAUCCAAAUAUUUCUUUGAAGGAUAUCUGCCCAGAGAAAUUAUUAUUAACAAAUAUUUACAUAUACUAUAAUUACUUUAUUCUAUUAUAACUUCAUAGUGUCUAUAAGAAAACAAAAAAUGAGUAUAUUAAAUCGACAAGAAACAUUGCUUUAUACAUAAGACAACAUUCAAUUACUUUAGAAGUUUAAAUAAAAUAUACAAAUGUACGUACUUAACUAUCCCUUCAGAAUAUAAAUUUUCAAUUUCAUUCGUAUCCAAUGUUUGAAUACCUUGAUUUUUAACUUUAACUUGAACUUUUAUGUAGUUAUCAUUAUCCCCAACAGAUUUAUGUGAAAUAUCAGGAUCUAAUGAAACAUUCUCAUGCAAUUUUUGCUUACAUUUAUGUAAUUCCUUAUGUCCUUUCUUUCUUUCCUUAACUAACAAAUUGUUACUCAUCGAAUGUAUUGUCUUUUUCAUAGGAACAUUAUUUUUGUUUAAAGUUGACACACUCGUUUUCUUACAUAAUUCUUGAUGUUGAUCUAAUUUAGUAUUUACAUUUAUAUUCGCAUUAGUAUCGUGUUUUCUCAUUCGAAGAUUUGUGUUAACUUUGGGUAAAACAUUGUUGUAAUUAUUACUACAGUUAGCAUUAUUAAUCGUCUUUCUUUGAUUGGAUACUUGUGAUUUUUGUGUUUCUUCUGUUCCUUUAUUAGCAUGAAAUUGACGAAGAUUUUUCACAUUUUCAUAUAUAAAAUUUUUUCCUUUUAUUGAUUCUAGAAAGAAAAAAGAUAUUAAUCAUUAAUUUGAAAUAAAGGUGAUUAUACACAAGUACAAAAUUAUUUUAUUGUUUUAUUGUCAGCGAAUAAUUCCAAUUACUGACGUACUUGAAUCAGGGAAAAUGCCUUUUAAUGUUGUCAUAUCCAAUUGUCAUUUAAUACUAUCACCUAAAUGUAAUUUCUUUUUCUUUCUUCAAUAAUCCAUGAAAUGUAAUAUCACACUUGUAAUAUUUCUAACCGACUAAUUUUUAAUGCAUAAUUUAAAUUCUUUCACUGUCAGCGUUACUAAAUAAACAAUGCUGUUUAUAAAAUGAAAUACAUCACGUAUGAUGUUUAGAUAUCCAGUGUAGCCAACGUGACUUAAUUUUACUUCACUGGGAAUUCGUAUAAAAUUUUUAGAAUAAUUUCCCUAGAUGUAAAUUAGAUUGUAACUUCAUUUUAAAUAAGGAAAAAUUUCACUUACCACGUUAACGUACAUAGUUUAAUGACGUUAUUAUUAUUUUUAACAUAUUUAAUAUUAUUAAUAAUUAUUGUUAACAUGUUUUCAUUAAAUCAAUAUAAUCGCAAAAUACAUUCGUUCUUUGCAAGAUCGAAUAAUGUUUCAAUUAAUUUUUUAGAUAGUCUCUGUUAUAACAUAAAUUUAUAAUAUGUAUAUAGUAUAACAUAAAUUUAUAAUAUGUAUAUGCUAUUAUUUUUGUAAUAGUAGAAUUAGUUGAAAUAAAUAAAAGAAUAGUAGAAAUAAAACUACAGCUUUGAUUUGCAAUCCUGAGAUGUUACAAAAUACGCUUCUGAAUUUAAAAUUUCUAAUUCCUAAAUAAGUCGAAAAUCGAUCAUAUCGAACAACCAAAAAUAACAGAUUUAGGAAAGUAGUCUAUUUUUAUGCAAUAAUGAGUACAAACUCGUUCCUAAAAAUCAUAAUUCAUUAGCAAGUACGUACUAACCAAUAGCUGAAACUGCAAAUACCACGUGAUUAAUUUCGUUUAGCUCUACUGAUUUGAUUCGUUAGAUGGACUACAGUGAUAUAAAUUGAAUAUGCUGCGUUUUUAAAUUAAUUUUGAACAAGAUCCUGCAUAUUACAUUUAAAUCAAAUAAAUCAUAUGUAUCAUAACAAGUGUAACACAAAUGGUACGAUAUUCUAUUAGAAUUUAGACGAUAAAAUGCUAUUAUUUUGUACUGUUUUUGUUACUGUGAAAUGCAUUAAAACGAGGUUAAAAUGACGCUGUUUUUAAAUUACUUUACAAUUUGUUGUUUGUCCAUUUACACUAAAAAGUAUAAUCUUAUUAAUAUUAAACAUUUAUUUAAAUAUAUAUUAUACUUAAGUAUCGUGUACAUAUUUUCAAUUCAUGUGUAUUUUCUUAAACAUGAUUUUAUUACAGUUAAAAGUACCAAAAUAUAUUCACAAUUGUGAACAUUUGUAUUAUUACAUGUAAUUUCAACAAAUAUAUCUUCUGCAAUUUUCUCCACCAAAUGCAUUAUCAAUUUUUUGAACUAUUAUUCGCGAGUAAAUCAUAUAAAAAAAAAAGAAUAAUAUUAAUCGCAGAAUUUGAACAAUAUACAAUUGUAAAGAUCGCUGAACUGAAGAAAAUGCUAGUAUACUUUUUUUUUUAGAUUUUAACAAUAAUUACUUGA